This is a messenger RNA of Aspergillus glaucus CBS 516.65, 4524 nucleotides long. Its product is annotated as pleiotropic drug resistance family ABC transporter. The coding region runs from base 1 to 4524 and encodes 1507 amino acids. Gene Ontology annotation, cellular component: membrane. Gene Ontology annotation, biological process: transmembrane transport. The record is from RefSeq and is a predicted model, not a curated record. The transcript is spliced from 5 exons. Gene Ontology annotation, molecular function: ATP binding; ABC-type transporter activity; ATP hydrolysis activity. NCBI's taxonomy places the organism in Eukaryota, Fungi, Ascomycota, Eurotiomycetes, Eurotiales, Aspergillaceae.
AUGUCGCAACGACGGUAUCCCCCUAGUGAGGCCGCCCAGUCUGGGACGCCUCACACAGCACACCAGCUAGGUCCGAUAGAAGAGAACAUCGACGAGGCUGCAUCUACUCUGGUCAGCCCCAACCCCAACCGGCAAAGCAAAACCGAUAGCACAGAUACAGCGGGCGAUCUAUUGAAAGAUGAUAUCGGCGCGGAGAAUGAGGACAUCAUCGUCGACGUCGCUCGCAGUCUGUCUCGCGUCUCUCAAGAGUUCUCUCGUGUCUCCCGAGACUUCGCGAGUCGGGGCGUCAACACGUUUCUUGAUCCAGGUAGUCGGCCAGACCUCGACCCGCAGUCGAAUAAUUUCAACUCGAGGCGAUGGGUGAAGAAUAUGCUGGAUGUUUGCGCGAGGGACCCCGAUCGAUAUCCGCGACGGAGUGCAGGGGUGAGUUUUCGGAACCUGAACGUCUUUGGGUACGGGUCUGCGGUGGAUUAUCAGACGACUGUUUCGAACAUGUGGUUGAAGGGGGUUGGAUGGCUUCAAGGGGUCCUGGGGUCCGGGAAGAAGGUUCGUAUCGAUAUUCUGCGGAACUUUGAGGGCUUCGUGAGGAGUGGAGAGAUGCUUGUUGUGCUUGGACGGCCUGGAAGUGGCUGUUCGACCUUCCUCAAAACAAUCGCAGGCGAAACACACGGCCUAUACCUCGACGAAGGCGCCGACGUCCAGUACCAAGGCAUCCCAUGGGAGGAAAUGCACACCCGUUUCCGAGGCGAAGUUAUUUACCAAGCCGAAACUGAGAUCCACUUCCCCCAGCUCACAGCAGGCGACACCCUUCUCUUCGCAGCAAAUGCGCGUGCACCAGCAAAUCGCUUCCCUGGCGUCACCCGUGCACAAUAUGCAGAGCAUAUGCGGGACGUCAUCAUGGCCAUGUUGGGCCUGACACAUACCAUGAACACGCCUGUCGGUAGUGACAUGAUCCGCGGCGUGUCUGGGGGAGAGAGGAAGCGAGUUAGUAUUGCUGAGACAACGCUGUGUGGCUGUCCGCUGCAAUGCUGGGAUAACAGCACCCGUGGUCUCGACAGUUCCACGGCGCUGGAGUUUGUCAAGAACCUCAGCCUGUCAACACAGUAUAGCGGAUCCACAGCCAUCGUCGCCAUAUAUCAGGCCAGUCAAGCUAUCUACGACCUCUUCGACAAAGUCAUUGUUCUGUACGAAGGCCGCCAGAUCUAUUUCGGCAAUGCAUCGGAAGGCAAACGCUUUUUCGUCAAGAUGGGAUUCGAGUGUCCGGACAGACAAACCACCGCCGACUUCCUAACCUCGCUAUCCAGCCCAGUUGAACGACGAAUUCGACAAGGCUUCGAGCAUCUCGUGCCUCGCACGCCAGACGAAUUCGCCGCUCGAUGGAGAGACAGCGCGGAACGCAAACAACUCUUAAUCGACAUCGAGAACUUCCAGAACGAAUACCCCCUGGGCGACGGAAAACUGGAGGAAUUCUCACGCUCCCGGCAGGCAGAGAAAGCCAAGUUCACACGGAACACCUCGCCGUAUACCAUUUCCUACUCCAUGCAAAUCUCCCUAUGUCUCCGUCGCGGUUUCCUGCGUCUCAGAGGUGACAUGAGCAUGACCAUGGCGACAGUCAUCGGCAACAUCAUCAUGUCCUUGAUCGUCGCCAGCGUCUUCUACGACCUGGACGAGACAACUGGUAGCUUCUUCUCGCGUGGCGCCUUGCUCUUCUUUGCAAUCCUGCUGAAUGCCUUCGCAAGCGCCCUCGAGAUCCUGAGUCUCUGGCAACAACGAGCCAUCGUCGAGAAGCAUGACAAGUACGCGCUGUACCACCCGUCCGCUGAAGCGAUUAGCUCGAUGAUCGUCGAUAUGCCAGCGAAAGUAAUCGUCGCGAUAGUGUUCAACGUGAUACUCUACUUUAUGAGUAAUUUACGUCGCACGCCGGGCCACUUCUUCAUUUUCCUGCUGUUUUCUGCAACGACGACUUUGACCAUGUCUCAUAUCUUCCGUUGGAUUGGGGCCGUGUCUCGCUCACUAGCGCAAGCGUUGGUUCCGUCGUCGAUCUUCAUGAUGAUUCUCGUCAUCUAUACAGGGUUUACUAUACCGACAAGAGACAUGCAUCCGUGGUUUCGAUGGUUGAAUUAUCUCAACCCGAUCGCUCAGUACGCAUUCGAGUCCCUGAUGAUCAACGAAUUCAGCGAUCGCCCGUUCCCAUGCACCACGUUCCUUCCCAGCGGACCGGGGUACGAGAACAUACCCGUAGAAGCAAGGAUCUGCUCCGAAAAGGGCGCAGUAGCUGGUCAGAAUUUCAUCGAUGGCGACGCAUACAUCAACACCUCGUACGAAUAUUUCCGUCCGCAUCUGUGGCGCAACUAUGGUAUCCUUCUGGGGUUUUUGUUCUUCUCGUUGUUCGCAUACAUCGUGACAACGGAAAUAGUACGCGCGAAGCCGUCCAAGGGUGAGGUUCUGGUCUAUCCUCGUGGCAAGAUUCCUGUAUUCGCAAGGCAAACCCACUCGGACGAUGAUCCGGAAGCUGGUGCUGUGUCGGAGAAACCGCAGCAACAAGACCUCCAAGACCACGAGGUUGCGGCUAUCCUCAGGCAAACAUCGAUCUUCCAUUGGCAAGAUGUCUGUUACGAUAUCAAGGUGAAGGGCGAAAACCGUCGGAUUCUGGAUCAUGUGGAUGGCUGGGUCAAGCCUGGCACCCUUACGGCACUGAUGGGCGUGACGGGAGCCGGGAAGACUAGUCUGCUGGACGUUUUAGCCAACCGUAUCACAAUCGGCGUGGUCACCGGUGAAAUGCUAGUGGAUGGACGUCUCCGGGAUGAUUCCUUCCAACGGAAGACUGGGUAUGUUCAGCAGCAGGAUCUGCAUCUGGAAACGAGUACUGUCCGGGAGGCUCUCAAGUUCAGCGCAAUUCUUCGUCAGCCGGCGACCACGCCCUUGAGGGAGAAGAUGGAGUAUGUGGAGCAGGUAGUCAAGAUGCUUGGUAUGGAGGAGUACGCGGACGCGGUUGUCGGUGUCCUGGGCGAGGGUUUGAACGUCGAGCAGCGGAAGCGGUUAACGAUUGGUGUCGAGAUCGCUGCCAAACCAGAUUUGCUACUCUUCUUCGACGAGCCUACUUCGGGACUUGAUAGUCAAACAGCAUGGUCGAUUUGCACGCUCAUGCGCAAGCUAGCAGACCAUGGACAGGCGAUUUUGUGCACGAUUCACCAGCCCUCCGCCAUGUUGAUGGAACAAUUCGAUCGGCUCCUCUUCCUAGCUCGCGGAGGAAAGACGGUGUACUUCGGAGACCUGGGCACCAACAUGGAGACCUUGAUCCAGUACUUCGAAAAGAACGGAUCUUCCCGUUGCCCCAAGAACGCAAAUCCGGCUGAGUGGAUGUUGGAGGUCAUCGGAGCAGCUCCAGGAUCCCAUGCAGAGAAGGACUGGCCGGAAGUAUGGAAGUCGAGUCCGGAACGUGAACUGGUGCGAGAGGAACUGGAAUUCAUGAAGGAGGAACUAUCGCAGCGACCAGUUAACUCUCGAGCAAAGGAAUAUGGGGAGUUUGCGAUGCCUUUCUGGGCGCAGUUUCUCGUUUGCAUUCAACGCAUGUUCCAGCAGUACUGGCGCAGCCCGACGUACAUUUACUCCAAGGCUGCCAUGUGCGUUAUCCCGCCUCUCUUCAUUGGGUUUACGUUUUGGCGCGAGCCCACGAGUAUGCAAGGUCUACAGAACCAAAUGUUUGCCAUUUUCAUGCUUUUGGUGAUCAUGCCGAAUCUGGUUCAACAGAUGAUGCCGUACUUUACGAUGCAGCGGGCCUUGUAUGAAGUGCGUGAGCGACCGUCCAAGGCGUACUCGUGGAAAGCAUUCAUGCUGGCAAGCAUUGUGGUUGAGCUCUCAUGGAAUACACUAAUGGCAGCGCCGGUAUUUUUCUGCUGGUACUAUCCUAUCGGUUUGUAUCGGAAUGCGUCUCCCACAGACUCGGUCAUUGAGCGGGGCGGUACGAUGUUCCUGCUGAUCCUGAUCUUCCUGAUGUUUGCUUCAACAUUCGGGUCAAUGGUUAUUGCCGGAAUUGAGAAUCCGGAUACGGGAAGUAACAUUGCGCAGCUGUUAUUCUCCAUGUGUCUCAUCUUCAACGGAGUGCUUGCAACCCCAGAAGCUUUGCCCGGGUUCUGGAUUUUCAUGUAUCGUGUUUCACCAUUCACAUACCUGAUAUCAGCGGUGCUUUCGACCGGUCUGGCCAGAAACGACGUAGAGUGUUCGUCAAUCGAAUUGCUGCACAUCCCCCCACCGGAGGGCCAGAACUGCUCGAGCUAUCUCGGGCCGUACGUCGAGCAAGCCAUGGGAAGGCUAAUCAAUCCGGAGGCACGGUCAGACUGUCAAGUGUGCUCUCUGUCCCAAACGGAUCAGUUCUUAGCAGGGGUGAGCAUUUACUAUUCCGACCGCUGGCGUAAUGUUGGACUGCUGUUUGCGUAUAUUGGGUUCAACGCUGCGGCCGCGGUAUUCCUGUACUGGUUGGUCCGGGUCCCGAAGAAGCGGACACGCAAAGCGAAAACCGAAUGA